AGCCACCGCCUCGCCAUGGCGGGUAGCAGCUCGCUGGAGGCGGUGCGGAGAAAGAUCCGGAGCCUGCAGGAGCAGGCGGAUGCCGCGGAGGAGCGUGCGGGCAGCCUGCAGCGCGAGCUGGACCAGGAGCGGAAGCUGCGGGAAACCGCUGAAGCUGACGUAGCUUCUCUGAACAGACGCAUCCAGCUGGUUGAGGAGGAGUUGGAUCGUGCUCAGGAGCGUCUGGCCACAGCUCUGCAGAAGCUGGAGGAGGCCGAGAAGGCUGCAGAUGAGAGUGAGAGAGGCAUGAAAGUCAUUGAAAGCCGAGCCCAAAAAGAUGAAGAGAAGAUGGAGAUUCAGGAGAUCCAGCUGAAAGAGGCCAAGCACAUUGCUGAAGAUGCUGACCGAAAGUAUGAAGAGGUGGCCCGUAAGCUGGUCAUCAUCGAGAGCGAUCUGGAACGUGCAGAGGAGCGGGCUGAGCUCUCAGAAGGCAAAUGUGCCGAGCUUGAAGAAGAAUUGAAAACGGUGACGAACAACUUGAAGUCACUGGAGGCUCAGGCUGAGAAGUACUCUCAGAAGGAAGACAAAUAUGAAGAGGAGAUCAAGGUUCUCUCUGACAAGCUGAAGGAGGCUGAGACUCGGGCGGAGUUCGCAGAGAGAUCAGUGACCAAGUUGGAGAAAAGCAUUGAUGACUUAGAAGAUCAACUCUACCAUCAACUCGAGCAAAACCGCCGCCUAACUAACGAGCUAAAGCUGGCCCUGAAUGAGGAUUAAAAACUUGGGCCACGUUCUAGGAAUGGAGGCUGUGUUCAGAAAAUCUGUGACUCACAGGGUUAAAAAAGGAUAACUUCCUGGAGAAAUGGGAAGGAAAGGCGUUGGCUGGGUGGCUGCCUGCCUUGCCCGCGUUUCCCUUUAUAUAGCUUCAUUAAAUCCUCAAUAACCAAGGAAUUUUUACAAUAUAUUAUGUAUGUGUGAAGAUAUUUAUACCAGUCAAUUCAGCUCUUCCUGCAUCAGCAGGUCCUCUUUGAACUGAUUGAUAAUGACUCCUCUCCCCGCUGCCCCCCCAAAAGAAAAACAUUUCUAUUUCCUCUAAACAACUGUGAGUCCUGCUUUAAAUAUCUCUUACAAAUUUGUAUUCCUAACAUCUUCAUAACCUGUAGUUGUUUGAAAUGUUAUUCAAUGUACCUAUGCUUGGGCAAGAUAGCUUUUGAAAACAGGAGCUCCUUCCAGAAGUCCCUGGUUGAAAGGUAUGCUUUGUUAAGUUUAACCAUGUUGGGACCUGAUGAGCGUGUCAUGCUAAUAAGUGGGAUACUAUAAAAAAUACUAAGAGAAUGUCCUAGCGAGGUAUGCAUGAGAUGUGUUGAUAUAACCAUUUGUGAGCAGUAGAAAUAAACCGUUUAAAAAGUGGCCAGAACCUUCCUGACGCCAUCUUUACUUUCUGUGAGGCUGUGUUCUGGCACAGCUACCAGAUCUUUAACUGCCUGUAACUCAGAAUCCUGUGCUGGUAUUAACAUCUUCCGUUUGUGUAACAAUGCUGUUGUACCUGUAUUUGGGGUUUUUUGUGUGACCCUCUCUGGUUCCUGUAGCAGCACGCAGUGGGUAAGCCUUCACCAAACACACCCUGCACUUUAGGUCAGGGUGGGUUGCAGGUGUAGGUGCACCCAGGGCCUUGUGUAGAUGUGAGUGAUGUCCGAAGCAUGUGUAGUGCCACUCAUCUAUGUGUGACUGGUGUUUGCUUACUAAGUGUACAAACCACUACCGGGUGUGAAGCUCAGCUACUC
Molecule: messenger RNA, 1760 nt
Organism: Mus pahari (shrew mouse)
Lineage: Eukaryota; Metazoa; Chordata; Mammalia; Rodentia; Muridae
Gene: Tpm1
Product: tropomyosin 1
Exons: 8
Coding region: 16-753 (245 amino acids)
Biological process (GO): actin filament organization; cardiac muscle contraction
Cellular component (GO): actin filament
Molecular function (GO): actin filament binding
Source: RefSeq, a predicted model, not a curated record